Molecule: messenger RNA, 3483 nt
Organism: Triticum aestivum (bread wheat)
Lineage: Eukaryota; Viridiplantae; Streptophyta; Magnoliopsida; Poales; Poaceae
Product: putative disease resistance protein RGA1
Exons: 2
Coding region: 67-3483 (1138 amino acids)
Molecular function (GO): ADP binding
Source: RefSeq, a predicted model, not a curated record
UCACCAAUUUGGGCAAGAUCAAUUCUGGGUGUUGUUGAGUUUCUUGUUCCUCUGGUCUGCAAGAUCAUGGCAGAGUUACUGCUUCUCCCUCUGGUGCGCGGUGUGGCUGGCAAGGCCACAGACACACUCGUCGAGACGGUGACUCGCAUGUGUGGCCUCGACGAUGACCGCCGAACGUUGGAGCGCCGUCUGCUAGCCGUCGAGUGCAAGCUGGCCAACGCUGAGGAGAGGAGCGAGACAAACAACUAUGUCAAGAGCUGGAUGAAGGAGCUCAAGUCUGUCGCGUACGAGGCUGACAACAUGCUUGAUAACUUCCAAUACGAGGCGCUGCGUCGCCAAUGUAAGGUUGGCGGGUCCACUACCUGCAAGGUGCUCAGCUACAUCACCCACCGCAGCCCGCUGCUCUUCCGUUUUGAGAUGAGCAAGAAACUCAAGAAAGUCCUUAAGAAGAUCAAUAAGUUGGUCGAGGAGAUGAACAACUUUGGCCUGGAGAAUUCUGUCCAUAGGGAGGAGCAGCAACAUCCUUGGCGGCAGACACACUCAAAACUGGAUGAGACUACCAAGAUCUUUGGAAGAGAUCAUGACAAGGAGUGGUUGGUGAAGCAGCUGCUGGACCAGCAAGGUCAGCGGAUGGUGCAAGUGCUGCCCAUCUUUGGGAUGGGAGGUCUUGGCAAGACAACUCUUGCUAAGAUGGUGUACAAUGAACAAGGGGUCCAGCAACAUUUUCAGUUGAAGAUGUGGCACUGCGUGUCUGACAACUUUGAUGCCAUUGCUCUCGUGAAAUCCAUCAUUGAGUUGGCCACAAAUGGAAGUUGCGACCUACCUGGCAGCAUCGAGCUAUUGCAAAAGCAACUUGAGAAAGUCAUUGGCCAAAAAAGGUUUCUGCUAGUGCUUGAUGAUGUGUGGAAUGAAGAUGAGAGGAAGCGGGAGGAUGUCCUGAAGCCUCUUUUGUGUUCUGUUGGUGGACCAGGAAGCAUAAUAGUCGUCACAACUCGAAGUCACAAAGUGGCCUCUAUAAUGCAUACCCUUCAACCCCAUAAGUUAGCAUGUCUGAGUAAACAAGAUUCAUGGGAAUUGUUUGCACAAAAAGCAUACAACAAUGGUGUAGAGCAAGAGCAAGCAGAGUUGGUCAGCAUUGGCAGACGUAUCGUCAACAAAUGCAGGGGGUUGCCUCUUUCUCUCAAAACAAUGGGUGGAUUGCUAAGUUCAUAUCAACAAGUACAAGAAUGGAAGGCCAUUGAGGAAAGUAAUAUUCGGGAUACUGCUAGAGGGAAAGAUGAAAUCAUGUCAAUCCUCAAAUUGAGCUACAGACAUCUAUCAUCUGAAAUGAAGCAAUGUUUUGCAUUCUUAGCAGUGUUCCCUAAGGACUAUAAGAUGGACAAGGAUGAGUUGAUACAAGUAUGGAUGGCGAAUGGUUUUAUUCUAGAGAAUGGAACAAUGGAUUUAACACAGAAAGGAGAAUUCAUUUUCAAUGAAUUGGUUUGGAGAUCCUUCCUCCAAGAUAAGCAGGAGUGCACACAUUAUUAUGGUGCAAACAGUUAUGUGACUAUUAGCUAUAAAAUGCAUGAUCUAAUGCAUGAUCUAGCAAAAGAUGUCACGGAUGAAUGUGCAAGUAUAGAAGAACUGACUCAGCAGAAAGCAUUCUUAAAAGAUGUCUCUCACAUGCAAUUGUCAAAGGCUGAACUGGAACAAAUCAGUGGGCUAUGCAAAGGCAGAACAAACCUCCGCACUUUGUUAGCUCCUUCAGAAUCACACAAGGAUUUUAAUGAGUUGCUACAGGUAUCGACAUCACUAAGAGCAUUGCAAUGCUCCCCUUAUUCACUUCUAAACUGCAAGGCCAUAAACGGAAAACAUUUACGAUAUCUUGACCUCUCUGGGUCUUACAUCAUUACGUUGCCCAAUUCAAUAUGUGUGAUGUAUAACUUGCAAACACUGAGGCUCAUGGCUUGCCGGGAUCUGCGGCAGUUACCAAAAGACAUGGCAAGACUAAGAAAGCUCGUCAAUCUUUGUCUUUCUGGUUGUGGUAGUCUCAAAAGUAUGUCUCCAAACUUUGGUCUACUGAACAACCUUCACAUAUUAACAACAUUUGUAGUGGAUACCGGAGAUGGCCUUGCCAUAGAGCAGCUCAAAGAAUUGCAACACCUUAGCAAUAGGUUGGAACUAUUGAAUUUGAGCAAGAUAAAGAGUGGUGAGAAUGCAAAAGAAGCCAAUCUUAGUCAGAAGAAAAAUCUAAUUGAGUUGUUGUUCUCUUGGGACCAAAAUUUUCAUGAUGAGCCUAAAGAUGUCGAAGAAGUGCUUCAGGGUUUAGAACCUCACAGUAAUAUCCAAAAGUUGGAGAUACCUGGAUAUGGUGGCCUUGAAAUAUCACAAUGGAUGAGAAAGCCUCAAAUGUUUAACUGCUUGAGAGAACUCAAAAUGUUCAACUGCCCAAAAUGCAAGAGUAUACCUGCAGUAUGGCUCUCGGUGUCUCUAGAGAUUUUGUUCUUACAGAAGAUGGAUAACCUGGUAGCAUUAUGUAAUAACCUCGAUGUGGAACCUGGAUGCAAUACCCCUCUACAAAUUUUCCCAAGGAUGAAGAGGAUGGUGUUGAUUCAGCUACCAAGACUGGAGAUGUGGGCAAAAAAUAAUGUGGGGGAGCCUAGUGAUAGCUUGGUAACGUUCUCAAUGCUUGAAGAGCUAACAAUCGAAUUUUGCCCCAAGCUUGCAAGUAUUCCAAUGAUCCCCGUUGUCAGCGAGUUGAAAAUAAUUUGGGUUCACAGUACUGCAGUUGGUUUAGUUUUUACGGGCAUCUGUUUGGGCUCCUGGCCAUUUCUCGCCAGCUUAACUCUUGGGUCUCCAGAAGACAUACCCAUGUUGCCUCUAGACGCCCAGCAAAGCCAAACUCAAAUACCUCUUGAAAAACUUGAGAGUUUGACUCUAGAAGGCCCCAAUAGCUUGGUCACAAGCUCCGGAUUGUCCAGAUCACAACUUAUGGCUUGGAAAUGCUUUCCAUUCAUUAGAGAGCUGACGAUUAGGAGUUGCAACAAUCUUGUCCGCUGGCCAACAGAGGAGCUCCGAUGCUUGGAUCGCCUCCUUGUUCUGUGUAUCCAUGAUUGUGACAACCUGGAGGGGAACACUUCAUCGUCUGAGGAGGAAACCCUUCCACUGUCCCUGGAGGUAUUGAUGAUUCAUGGCUGCUGCAGUAUGACAGCAUUGCCUUCGAACCUUGGAAAUCUGGCCAAGCUGAGGAGGCUCGAUGUGCGUUACUGCAUUCGACUGAGAGCACUGCCUGAUGGGAUGUGUGGCCUCAUUUCUCUUAGGGAAUUGGAGAUUUGUGCCUGCUCAGGUAUGAAGGAAUUCCUGAAUGGUCUCCUGGAGCGGUUGCCCACUCUCGAAAUCUUAAACGUAAGUUUCAGCAGCUCGGAGUUGGUAAGACGAUGUAGAGAAGGUGGGGAGUAUUGGCACUUGGUCUCCUCUAUCCCUCGUAAAUUCAUAGAUUGGUGA